Molecule: messenger RNA, 1416 nt
Organism: Fusarium falciforme
Lineage: Eukaryota; Fungi; Ascomycota; Sordariomycetes; Hypocreales; Nectriaceae
Product: MFS domain-containing protein
Exons: 3
Coding region: 1-1416 (471 amino acids)
Biological process (GO): transmembrane transport
Cellular component (GO): membrane
Molecular function (GO): transmembrane transporter activity
Source: RefSeq, a predicted model, not a curated record
AUGUCGGCUCCUGAUCAAACCGCCAAACUCCACGACCUGCCUGGGCAGGUCAGCAACAAGCUGUCUUACGCACACGAAGAGGGAGAUCUGGACGAAGCGUCCGGCUUGACCCAUGAGGAACUGGCGUUUGUUCGAGAAUUCCCCGAGGACAAGAAGAAAAAGGUCCUUUGGAAGGUCGAUGUGCGGCUGGUGCCAUUCCUGACGCUCUUGUAUCUUUUUGCUUAUAUCGAUCGGGCUAAUAUUGGCAAUGCAAAAAUUGAAGGACUUGUCGAAGAUCUCGGCAUGACAGAUGACCAGUACAGAAUUUGUCUCAGCAUCUUCUAUGUCCCAUACAUCCUCUUCGAGUCUGGUUUCUUCCCCGGUUCAAUCCUCAUCAUCUCCAAAUGGUACCUCCCCAACGAGACGCAAACCCGUAUUGCGGUUUUCUACACGGCUUCUGCUCUGGCUGGCGCUUUUAGCGGAAUGCUCGCGGCCGGUAUCGCCCAGAUGGACGGCGUCGGUGGUUUGGAGGGGUGGCGCUGGAUCUUCCUCCUCGAGGGAAUCGUCACCGUCCUGCUCGGAGUGCUCACCUACUUCUGGCUCAUUGACUCGCCCGCGUUAUCGAGCGGAUGGCUUGAGCCUGAUGAGAUUCGCUAUCUGGAACUUCGCCAGCGCGCAGAUCCGUCUCGACGAGCUAUGGCGCGUGCUAAGAGCGAGGGCAGCGGGUCUGACACUCGCAAGGCGUUGAUCAGUGUCCUUUGCGAUUGGCAAAUUUGGAUGCAUGGAAUCAUCUACUGGUCCAACACGGUGCCGAACAACGCCCUCAAGUUUACCAUGCCGCAAAUUGUCCGCAACAUGGGCUUUGAAGCUACUCGAGCACAACUCCUGACUAUCCCCCCUUAUAUCAUCGGCGCCAUAUCCGCAUUCGUUUCUUCUUGGUUCGCCGACCGCUUCAGCUGGCGUAUGCCGUUUAUUGUUGGCCCGCAGCUCGUCGUCAUUGUGGCUUACUCGGUUCUCUUUGCUAUGGCUGGCGAUAUCACGAACAAUGUCCCCGCCUGCUACUUCAGCAUCUGUCUAGCGUGUCUGGGUUUAUACCCUAUCAACCCCUGUGGUAACGCGUGGAACCUGAACAACUUGGCCGGCCCCUCCAAGCGGGCUAUGGGUAUUGCCUUUAUGCUGUGCAUUGGCAACGUUGGAGGCAUCAUCGGUGGUUUCAUCUACAUUGACAGCGAGAAGCCCAAGUAUCCUACUGGUUUCGGAUCCAGCUUGGGUUUUGUGGCAGCUGGUGUCUUGGCCUGUCUGGUGGUUGAGGCCCUGUAUAAGUAUAUCAACACCCAGAGGGCCAAGAUGACAGAGGAGGAAGUGUUUGCCAAGUAUACGCCCGAGGAGCUGGAUGCCAUGGGUGAUCGAUCGCCAUUGUACAGGUACACACUGUGA